UUAUUUUUUUUUUAAUUUUUUUUUUUUUAACCAUCAGAUAAUUAUAAAAGUGAACACAUGUAGAGAAGAAGCAGAUGAUUCCGAAGAGUGUUUUUGUUUUUUCGCAUUACUUUCUACUCUAACUGCCAUUGUCUUUUAACUCUAUUUUCAGCGUCAGUUUUACUCUUAAAUACCUAUCCCUAAGGAAUCAAAAUCUGUUCUCCAGCAUAAAGUGUUCGAAAAUUUGGAGCUUGUUUCAUUGAGAUAUGACUCGAAGGGUGAGGCAGAAAGUGUGCCACUCUGAGGACAAAAGUAGUAACGGAAUUAUAGGAAGUAGUUCAGAGUUGGAUUCUGGGUGCUCAAGUUCGCAAGCGAAUUUUGAGGUUGAUUGGAUAACAUUGCCUGAUGAUACAGUCAUUCAACUCUUUUCAUAUUUAAAUUAUCGAGACCGUGUAAGCUUGUCCUCAACAUGUCAAACAUUUAGGCUAUUAGGUUCGUCCCCUUGUUUAUGGCGGUCAUUAGAUCUUCGGUCCCACAAGUUUGAUAAAUCAGCUGCAGAGUGGCUUGCCUCUCGGUGCACUAAUCUUCAAAGACUUUGGUUUCGUGGGGCAGAAUCAGCUCAUGCUGUAAUUAGUCUACAAGCCAAGGGGCUUUGUGAAAUUAGUGGCGAUCUUUGUCGAGACAUCACAGAUGCUGCACUUUCGGUGAUAGCAGCUAGGCAUGAGAUGCUCGAGAGUCUUUAUCUUGGGCCGGAUGCAUGUGAGAAAAUCAGCAGUGAUGCAAUCAAAGCUAUUGCAUAUUGCUGCCCCAAGUUGAGAAGGCUUUGGCUAUCAGGAGUUCGGGAAGUAAAUGGAGAUGCCAUAAAUGCUUUGGCUAAGCAUUGUGGGCAGUUGGUACAGGUUGGAUUCAUUGAGUCAGAAGUUAUCAAUGAAGUGGCAUUGGGAAACUUAAAUUCUGUACGAUUUUUGUCAAUAGCUGGAUCAAGAAAUUUGAAAUGGAGUUCUGCUGCUCAAGUUUGGAGUAGAUUGCCAAGCUUGGUGGGGUUAGAUGUCUCAAGAACUGAUAUAAGUUUAAGUGCUGUUAUGAGAUUGUUGUCAUCUUGCCGAAACUUGAAAGUUUUGUUUGCUUUGAAUUGUCCAGUUUUUGAAGCUGAAGUUGAUAAUAACAUGAUGUAUAAUCAGAAGGGUAAAAUUAUAGUUUCCCUUUUCAGUGAAAUUUUCAAGGGAAUAGCCUCAUUAUUUGGUGACAUUACUGAAAGUGACAAGGAUGUGUUCCAUUACUGGAUGAUAUUAAAGAAAAGAGAUAGAAGUUCAUAUGAGAUUAUAAAGUGGAUUGAGUGGGUUCUUUCCCAUACACUAUUGCGUAUUGCGGAGAAAAACCCAAAGGAGUUUGAUGAUUUCUGGCUCAGACAAGGGGCAGUGUUAUUGCUCAGUUUAAUGCAAAGCUCACAAGAGGAAGUUCAGGAAAGAGCAGCCACAGCAGUUGCAACUUUUGUUGUCAUUGAUGAUGAAAAUGCCACUGUUGAUUGUCGAAGGGCUGAGGUGAUUUUGCAGCAUGGUGGGAUACAGUUGCUUUUGGACCUUGCAAAAUCUUGUCAAGAAGGACUUCAAUCUGAGGCAGCAAAAGCUAUAGCAAAUUUAUCUGUCGAUACAAAAGUUGCAAAAGCUGUUGCUGAAAGUGGGGGAAUUGACAUCCUUUCCAAUUUAGCGAGGUCAAUGAACAGAUCAGUUGCUGAAGAGGCCGCUGGAGGGCUAUGGAAUCUCUCUGUUGGAGAAGAGCAUAAGGGUGCUAUUGCAAAGGCAGGUGGUGUAAAAGCUUUAGUUGACCUAAUUUUCAAAUGGUCUGCUAGCAGUGAUGGGGUUCUUGAACGUGCUGCCGGGGCCCUAGCAAAUUUGGCUGCUGAUGAUAAAUGUUGUGUGGAGGUGGCAGAGGCAGGUGGUGUUUAUGCUUUGGUCAUGCUUGUUCGAUCCUGCAAGUUUGAAGGGGUUCAGGAGCAGGCUGCUCGUGCCUUGGCUAAUUUGGCUGCUCAGGGAGAUAACAAUAGCGAUAAUGCUGCUGUUGGGCGAGAGCCAGGUGCGCUGGAAGCAUUGGUGCAACUUACUUGUUCUCAACAUGAAGGAGUGAGGCAAGAAGCUGCUGGUGCUUUGUGGAAUUUAUCAUUUGAUGACAAAAAUCGAGAAGCAAUUGCUGAUGGUGGUGGUGUUGAGGCCUUGGUUGCUCUUGCUCAAUCAUGCUUAGUUUCCUCCCAAGGUCUUCAAGAAAGGGCUGCAGGUGCUCUCUGGGGGUUGUCAGUGUCAGAAACUAACAGCAUUGCUAUUGGACAAGAAGGCGGUGUAGCUCCUCUUAUUGCAUUAGCACGCUCAGGUGUUGAAGAUGUCCAUGAGACUGCAGCAGGAGCUCUUUGGAAUCUGGCAUUCAAUCCUGGUAAUGCUCUUCGUAUAGUGGAGGAUGGGGGUGUGCCAGCACUUGUGCAUCUCUGUUCAACAUCACAGUCAAAAAUGGCGCGUUUUAUGUCUGCAUUGGCAUUGGCGUACAUGUUUGAUGGGAGAAUGGAUGCCAUUGCAUCAGUGGGGUCUUCAUCAGAGGGCACUUCAAAGACUGUGAAUGUAGAUGCCGUUAGAAUAGUGGCCUUGAAGCAUAUUGAAGAAUUUGUGCUCUCAUUUUCUGAUCCCCAAACCUUUGCUACCGCUGUUGCAUCAUCAGCCCCAACAGCUCUAACACAAAUAACAGAAGGAGCAUGCAUAUCAGAAGCGGGGCAUUUGAGAUGCAGUGCAGCUGAGAUUGGAAGAUUUGUCACUAUGUUAAGGAAUCCAUCAUCUAUACUUAAGACCUGUGCUGCAUUUGCUCUUCUCCAGUUUACCAUGCCCGGAGGACGGCAUGCAAUACACCACACAAGCCUCUUGCAAAAUGUGGGAGCAUUAAGAGUUCUGCGUGGUGCUGCAGCAGCAUUAGCCGCUCCUAUUGAAGCCAAAAUAUUUGCUAAAAUUGUACUCCGUAACCUUGAGCACCGCCAUACGGAAGCUUCAAUUUAGACGUGAGGAUGUUUUAAAGGGAAAGUCUGAUUUGCUAUGGAGGCAAACUUGUUGAAAUUUGCUACUACCCCAUAGCAUACCAUAUUCCACCACUAGAGCAUUGCCAAACUUACAUCACUUCAUGAAAUCUGAGAGUUCUGUUGGUUCUCUGAUGCACAAUCGUGAAAUCAACAGUUUUCUGUUGCACUGAGGAAACCCGGGAGAGCAUUUUGAUAUUGACUUUUCUUCUAGUCUGGGAAACUUUAGCAGUUUGUUGGUUUGCAAAAAUUGACUGAUACUUUGCCCCAACCUCAAGCUUAAGAUCUCUCGUUUCUACAAGUUUUGUCCUAUUUUUCAAGAGUAGUUUUGUUGUUACAUAUCUAUGUUUUCUAGUUGUACAGGGUACUCUCAGCACCUACCAAACCCAUUAUCUUCUCAACUUAGCAUUCAUUCUCUAUUUCUUUCGUUAAUAAUGAUAUUUUGGACUGUAAAUUUUCGGUGUA
Molecule: messenger RNA, 3493 nt
Organism: Pistacia vera
Lineage: Eukaryota; Viridiplantae; Streptophyta; Magnoliopsida; Sapindales; Anacardiaceae
Product: protein ARABIDILLO 1-like
Exons: 13
Coding region: 246-3011 (921 amino acids)
Molecular function (GO): protein binding
Source: RefSeq, a predicted model, not a curated record